GCAGCCAUAACGAGCGGGAGCGACAUUCGCCAACUGCGUUCGCAUCCAGCUUCGUUCCUCGACGCGCUGAUACCGACAACACGAAACAGCGGGCGAAUUAGCGACGGGCACGAUGAGGGAUGAUUAACGCGCGCGUCCAGUGAUGCCCGGUCUAGAGGGAAACAUUUCGCACGACACGAAUCCACCUCCCACGCGCGCUCUAAUGUCCGAUGGGGAUGACGAGGCGGGGGUGCGCGAGACAGUGAAAAGGUUCGUCUUCAGAUCGCGGAAGACGCAGGGCGACGAACGCGAGGAGAGCUUGGAGAUCCUCAUUCCCGAGCUGCUGCAGCCUAAUUACAGCUUCUACACCUGGCCUUGUGCGCCCGUGCUUGCCUGGUACCUCUGGGAGCAUAGAGAGAACUUGGCUGGCAAGCGGGUCCUGGAGAUUGGAGCUGGCACCUCGCUACCUGGCAUCCUUGCUAGCAAGUGUGGCGCGAUCGUGACAUUGAGCGACUCCGCGAGUCAACCGAGGACUCUGCAGCACAUCAAGAGGUGCUGUGAAUUGAACGGGGUCGUGGACCAGGUGAAAAUCGUCGGCAUCACCUGGGGCUUCUUUCUGUCCAGUCUCUUCUCGCUUGGGCAGCUGGAUCUAAUCAUUGGUUCGGACUGUUUCUACGAGCCCACACUGUUCGAGGACGUAGUGGUCAUAGUGGCAUUUUUACUGGAGAAGAAUCCCUGUGCAAAAUUCCUCUGCACUUAUCAGGAGCGCAGCGCCGACUGGUCUAUAGAACAUCUGCUGAAUAAGUGGGGACUGUCGUGCGUGCAUAUCGAGCUGGACAGUCUCGGCACGAAUUCCGACGUUAGCCUGCCCGAAUUGAUGCAAGAUCGUACGAUACACUUGCUGGAUAUACAACGGGCGGUAUAAGUGAUCUCUCGAUUUUGCUACCAUGAUUGCCAGUGGUUUCAGGAGACACGUGAUCAAUAUCGCCAACAUUCCCUGGACGGUGGGUAGGCACGAGCUUAGUUUAUACUUCUCUCAAUUCGGUUGCGUGGUAGACGCUUUCGUAGUGUUCGAUAAGCAAACUGGUUUCCACAACGGCCACGGGAACGUAACGUUCUUGAAGAAGGAGCAGAUGAAAGCUGCGCUCGAGAGUAAACAUUCUUUAGAAGGGAAAGAGUUAAUCUUGUCACCAAGGAUAUAAGGUAAAGCCGAUAACAGUAGUACAUUUGUUCGAUCGAAGACAUAUCACACACAA
This is a messenger RNA of Solenopsis invicta (red fire ant), 1235 nucleotides long. RefSeq names its product methyltransferase-like protein 23. Bases 143 to 904 code for a protein of 253 amino acids. Gene Ontology annotation, cellular component: nucleus; cytoplasm. The transcript has 2 exons. NCBI's taxonomy places the organism in Eukaryota, Metazoa, Arthropoda, Insecta, Hymenoptera, Formicidae. The record is from RefSeq and is a predicted model, not a curated record.